Apus apus (common swift) is the source of this 957-nucleotide messenger RNA. RefSeq names its product C-factor-like. The transcript is spliced from 6 exons. Bases 93 to 872 code for a protein of 259 amino acids. Lineage: Eukaryota; Metazoa; Chordata; Aves; Apodiformes; Apodidae. The record is from RefSeq and is a predicted model, not a curated record.
AAGCCCCGAGUGGGUGGGGUGAAGCACGAUAUAAAGAAGCUCUGAGGAGCUGAGCAAAGCAGGGAAGUAGGAGCAGAGGGAGGAGAAGGGACAUGUCAGGGCUUAGUGUCCGCUCGGUGCUGGUGAGCGGGGCCAACCGCGGGAUCGGGCUGGGGCUGGUCCGGCAGUUGCUGGGGCUGCCAAACCCCCCCCAGUGGGUGUUUGCAGGUUGUCGGGACCCCAAGGGGCAGCGAGCGCAGGAGCUACAGGAGUUGGCCUCCAAGCACCCCAGCCUGGUGGUCGUUGCGCUGGAAGUGACCGACCCUGCCAGCAUCAAGGCGGCUGCAGCCAGAGUGGGGGAGAAGCUGGGGGGCUCGGGGCUGAACCUCCUCAUCAACAACGCUGGAAUGGCAAAGUUGACCUCAUUUGAAACGGAGACACUGGAGAGCAUGACUGAGAUUUACACCACCAACACGAUUGGGACCCUGCUGCUGUGCCAGGCGUUCCUGCCCUUGCUGAAGAAGGCUGCCCAGGGGAGCCCGGGCUCAGGGCUGAGCUGCAGCAAGGCCGCCAUCAUCAACAUGUCCAGCGCUGGGGGCUCCAUCACUUCUCCUCUUGGUUGGGACCUGAUGCCUGUUGUCUCGUACCGCUGCAGCAAGGCUGCUCUCAACAUGCUGACCAAGUGCCAGUCCCUGGGGUACCGGGAGCACGGCGUCCUCUGCCUGGCUCUGCACCCCGGCUGGGUGCAGACCGACAUGGGCAGCGCAGCCGGACUCACGCCCCCCUUGACGGUGGACGAGAGCGUGCGAGGGAUGCUGAAGGUGCUCUCCUCCCUCUCCGAGAAGGACACCGGCACCUUCCUGGACUGGGAAGGGAAGGUGGUGCCCUGGUGAGACCCCGGCAUCCUGGCACCGGGGCCUGGUACUUGUGCACUGAAUUGUUCCUGUGUCUUAAUAAAUUUCUGCCUGAGAAUCAUAA